AUGUUGCCAAGCCCUGCCUUUUAAAUUCCAAACAGAUAAACACGGUUUGAUCUUUCAAUUGGUCAGCUAUAUAUAAGGCUUAACGUCGCGAGGAUAUUCGUAGUGUUCUGAGCAUUUCAACAUGAAGGUAUUACUCGUAUUAGCUGUCUGCGUCUUCGCCGUUCAGGCCCUGACUGAUGAGCAAAAGGAGAAACUCAAGAAGCAUAGAUCAGAAUGUCUGGUGGAAACCAAGGCGGACGAACAGCUUGUCAAUAAACUCAAAACUGGUGACUUUAAGACUGAGACAGAGCCAUUGAAGAAAUACGCGCUGUGUAUGCUGAUCAAAUCUGAGCUGAUGACAAAGGAUGGAAAGUUCAAGAAGGAUGUGGCUCUUGCCAAGGUUCCCAAUGAAGCAAACAAACCAGCCGUUGAGAAGCUGAUUGAUGCCUGCUUAGCCAACAAGGGCAACACACCACAGCAGACAGCCUGGAACUACGUCAAGUGCUACCAUGAGAAGGACAGCAAACACUCCGUCUUCCAGUAAACCCAGCAACCACCCAGUAGACUCUGCUAGCUCACCCAGUUAACUAAGUUCACCGGCUACGAAUUUAUUGUGCAGAAUAAAGAAUAUUAUAACUAA
Molecule: messenger RNA, 619 nt
Organism: Leptidea sinapis
Lineage: Eukaryota; Metazoa; Arthropoda; Insecta; Lepidoptera; Pieridae
Product: general odorant-binding protein 56a-like
Exons: 4
Coding region: 122-523 (133 amino acids)
Biological process (GO): sensory perception of smell
Molecular function (GO): odorant binding
Source: RefSeq, a predicted model, not a curated record